Mustela erminea (ermine) is the source of this 825-nucleotide messenger RNA. Its product is annotated as protein argonaute 14-like. Lineage: Eukaryota; Metazoa; Chordata; Mammalia; Carnivora; Mustelidae. The coding region runs from base 1 to 822 and encodes 273 amino acids. The record is from RefSeq and is a predicted model, not a curated record. The transcript has 3 exons.
AUGAGGAAACAGAUGCGCUUUCUUAAGCAACCGCCGGCGAGUUGCAACCCAAAAAUGAACCCAGUCUCUUUGAAUGCCAUUCCCACCGCCUUUCCAGUAACCAAAAGCUGCGGUGCAGUGUUGAUCAGUUCCAAAUUCUUGUCUGAACGGAUAAGGUGGAGGGUGCAGAGAAAUAAGCUUCUAAUUCCUGUCGGUGCAGUUAGAAUGACUGAUGGCCGCGGAGGUCUUCUCAACCACGAUUACGGAGGAGAACGUGGGGUUUGGGAGAGUGGAGGCUCGCGUUGGGGACCGGUCCACGCACCUGGCAGGGUGGUUCUCCCCGCGCAGAAGGGGUGUCCCGGAGCCCGCCCCCGGGGCCCCGUCGGCGUCCGCGCGCGCUUCUCCCGGGCGCCGGCAGGAGGCGCCCGCGGUGGCCGAGGCGCCGCGCGCACCCGCGGGGAGCCGGCCCGGGGGGCGGAGGGAGAGGAGAGGAGGGGCUGGAGGGGGCGCGGCUUGCUCCGGGUCCCUCCCGGGCGCCGGGCCUCCCUGUCCGCCGGGUCCGAGGCUGGUGGCCGGCGGGGGUCGCGGCGACGGCGGCGGCGGCGGCGCUGGCGGGCCGCGGGCGCGGGGGCCUGGCUCUGGCUCCGGGUGUUGGGAGACAAGAUGGCGGCGGCGCUGUGGAGGCUGGUCUCCUCCUCUUCUCCGCUCUCCUCCGCCCCGCCGCUCGCCGCCUCCUCCGUCUCCUCCUCCUCCUCCUCGUUAGCUGCCUCCUCCUCCUCCUGCAGCAGCCCUAGCGACCGCCGGAGCGCCGGCCCGCUCUCCCGGAGCUCCGGAGGGGGAUAGACG